Panicum hallii is the source of this 1675-nucleotide messenger RNA. Its product is annotated as atherin-like. The record is from RefSeq and is a predicted model, not a curated record. The transcript has a single exon. The coding region runs from base 573 to 1391 and encodes 272 amino acids. Lineage: Eukaryota; Viridiplantae; Streptophyta; Magnoliopsida; Poales; Poaceae.
GCCUCCGCACGCCGUCCCGUCCGCCCCCGCCCCCGCCCCCGCCCCCGGCCCCGGGCACGGCGCGGCUCCCCCUCCCCGACAAACGGCAUCCCGUUUCACCUCGGCAGAUCCGCACUCCCCCGCUCCGCUGAUCCCGCCCGCCCAGCCUUUAUUACUCCCUCCUCCUCGAGCCCUCCUCUCCCAGUUCGCGAGCGCGAGCGCUGCUGCUCGCCUGCUGCAAACCUUCCAAGCCGCUGGCCGAACCCACCCACCCAAAAGGCAAAGCCAAACCCCAACCCGGCGCCGCAGCGCAAGGGAGCGAGGCGGGCGCUGACACGCGGAAACCCCCCGCAAAAACCAGCAGCCAUUUCCGCCCCCAAGAUCCGUGGAUCAUCACGCGAGAUCCAAACGAAACACCCCCGCACACCUCCCCAGGCGCGCCACGCCCUCCCCCACUUAUUAGCCCAACCGAGCGUGCCGCUGCUGCUGCUGGCCGCGCCUGCCUGCCGCUUGGAAUAGGCGCUUCGGUUCAGCUCCUUGUCUGGGCUUGCCGAGCCGGGUUGGUUGGUUGGUUGGCGUCGGGGAGGAAGAGGAUGGAGGGCCGGGUGAUGCGGCGCAGCGUCACGCUGGCGGACCAGCUCGCCGCGGUGGGGCCGCCGCCGGCGGUGGGGGCGGCGGCGGCGGCGGGGUCGUGCAACCUCCGCGACCUGCUCAAGCUCCGCGACGAGGACGACCUCGCGGCGGGGCGCCGGGCGGCGGUCACGCUCGCCUCCGCCAUGGCCGCCGAGAGGCAGGCCUCGCUGCCGCCGCCCUCGUCGUCCGCCGCCGCCGCCGCGGCCGCGGCGCGCACCCUCCUCGACAUCAUCCGGGACGACCAGCAGCCUCCCCCCGCCGCGUCGGGGGCCGGCGCCGGCGCCGGCGACCCCGUCCACGUCCGCCGCGCCGUGUCGCUGCCCGCCCCGAGCACAGCGGCCUCCCCGCCGGCGUCAGCGUUCGCGCCCGCCGAGGCCGCCCCUUCUCCUGCUCCACCUCCGCCUCCGCGGCCGGCGAGCCAGCCGCCCGCGGUGGCGGCGGAGGAGGAGCAGGGGGAGAGGGUCUCCCUGAUGGCGCUCCUCGAGCAGACGGACAGGCAGUGGAGUGCCGGCGCGGGCGGCGCGGCCCCGCGCGAUGAGGACUUGGCGGAAGCGGAGGCGCCGGAGCUGGUGGAGGACGACGCCGACGCGGAGCCGGAGGCCGCGGGCAAAGGGGUGGCCGCCGGGUGCUGCUGCGUGUGCAUGGCGCGCGCCAAGGGCGCGGCCUUCAUCCCCUGCGGCCACACCUUCUGCCGCGCGUGCGCCCGCGAGCUCCUCGCCGGCCGCGGCCGCUGCCCGCUCUGCAACGCCGCCAUCGUCGACGUCCUCGACAUCUUCUGACCCCGGGCCCCUCCCUCGGCUCGGGCGGCGGCGCCGACACCUCGUCCGGCGAAAUGCGCGCGCGAGGACCCGCCUCGGAUCGGCCAAUCCGGUGCGCCCGCAACUGAAAUAGGAUCCAGACAUAGAUAGAUCUCUCCUCUCCCAAUCCACUCCCCCCUUCCACGCCCUGUUCUUGUGCUGCUGCUCCGAUUGUGAAAAGAUCAGAACAUGUUCGCGACUUAAUUAAACCAUCACCUGCUGCAAAAUUGCGACUUGCUCCUAAAGAUCAGCAUUUCCGUCGUGCA